AUGACGGCAAUCGCGCAGCAACUGCAUUGCAGCUCUCCGCGCGCCGCCUUUGCUGGUAAGGUUCCAUCUAGGCAGCUGACGUGUCACUCGCGCCACGCCGUGCCAUUGACCAGGUCCCUUAGUCUCCAGGAGCCCAUUAUUCUGUCAGAACGAUCAAGUUCGCCGCUUCAUGGUUCUAGUCGACUCGUAGCGAGCGGCAUCGCUUUCUGUGCACCCACGUGGAAAGCCGUGGCGAGCCGAUCGCGCCGCGCCGCGAUCUGCGCGGCGACCAGGUCUGAUGCGCGCGGCGAGGAGGAAAGGGAAGGAGGCGGGGAAGGUGCGGCGGAAGGGAGAAGCAGAGGAGGCGAGGAGGGCGCGGACGGGGAAGGCGGAGGGGCAGCGCGGCGGGUCGGAGAGGGUUCGGCAGGUUCGGAAUGCACAGCCGCGAGGCCCGUGGGCGUGCAUUUCAUCGGGAUCGGCGGAUCGGGGCUGUCGGCGCUGGCCGCAGUGGCGCUGAAGCAGGGUUACCUGGUGUCAGGCUCCGACAGCAGUGCGAGCGCGCAGCUGCAGCGCGUGCAGCAGCAUGGCGCAGUGGCGUACGUGGGGCACUCGGCCGCUCACAUCGACUCCGCCCUGCAGCACACCCUGCAGGCCGCCGGGGGAGCGCGGAUGGAAGGGGGAGCAAGGGAGGAGGGGGAGGAGGGGGGCGAGGGGGCGGUGAGAGGGGGAGCGAGUGGGGCGCUGGUGGUGGUGGUGUCGAGUGCGGUGGCGGCGGAUAAUGUGGAGGUGCUGCGCGCGCGGCAGCUGGGCGUGCCCGUCCUCAAACGCUGGCAGUGGCUUGGCAUGAUGACGUCAUCAUUCGACUUGAUUGCUGUAGCUGGUACCCAUGGCAAGAGCACGACGACGGCAAUGCUCACAUGGGUGCUGCGCCAGAUGGGGGUCCCCCUCGCUGCUGUCAUUGGCGCCAAUGUGCCUCAGCUGCCAGGUGGCGGCAACGCAUUGGUCGAUGACGGUGCGAGCAUGAUGGUGCUGGAGGCGGACGAGUACGAUGGUGCCUUCCUGGAGCUGUCCCCCGCCAUUGCGGUGGUCACCAACGUGGAGUGGGAGCACGUGGACCUGUUCGACAGUGAGGCAGCGGUGCGGGCGGCCUUCGCGCGCUUCACCAGCCUCAUAAAGCGGGGCGGCGUUCUUGUGGCGUGUGGCGACAAUGCAGGCUCUCGCGCGCUGGUUACCCGCCUGCGAUCAAGCCAGGGCGACGCCUCAGCCCCUCGUGCUGCCACUGCCGCUGCCAAUCCCUCUUCUCCCACCGUGCCUCAUACGGGUAGCGGCGGCUCCCACGGCUCUGAUAGUGCUGCUGCUGAUGCUGCUGCUUCUGGUGCCACUGCACGGGCUGCUUGGCUGGAUGUGGAGGAGCAGCAGCAGACAGCUGUCACGUACGGAUUGGACGAGGGCAACGACUGGCGGGCCAUCAUGCUGGCGCCCAACCAGGCGGGCGGCACGGACUACGUGACGGUGUUUGCCGGCCGGCCCAUGGCGCGAGUGAGCCUGCAGCUGCCUGGCGUACACAACGUGCUCAACUCCCUUGCUGUCCUCGUUGUUGCCGCCCAGCUGGCGGCCCGUGACGCGCCGACAGCUGGCGACGCGGCACAGGUGGAGGCGGCAUCACUGGAGCUGCAGCGGGCGGCGGUGGCGCGGGCGGCAGAGCAGUUGGGGUGGUUUGAGGGGGCGGAGCGGCGGUUCCAGGUGGUAGGGCGGGCGGGCAAGUGGCGGGCCACGUUCGUGGAUGACUAUGCCCACCACCCCUCUGAGGUGCGUGCAGUGCUGCAGGCGGCGAGGCAGAGAUACGACGAGCAGCCCAUAUGGGUGGUCUUCCAGCCGCACACCUUCAGUCGGCUGGCCCAAUUUAUGGACGACUUUGCGCCGUCCUUCAGCGCAGCAGACCGCGUCAUUGUCACUCAGGUGUACUCCGCUCGCGAGGAGAACCGGUGGGGCGUCUCCGGUGCUGACCUGGCGGGCAACAUCACUGGCCCGCCUGCUGUCUACGUGCCCAGCCUUGUGAGCCGCCUGCCUUACCACUCUCCCCUCCUCUCUGCUUCCACCUCAUCCCACAUCUCACUAGCGUCCCCCCUUCUCACGUCUCACACUCUCCUUCCACUCGGCCUGGUGUCUCGCUGUCUUAAAUUUCCCAUCAACCUUUCUUUCCACCUACCAGCUCACACGCAUGUCACAUCCUCUCUCUCCCCUCUCGCCUUGCGACCGCCCAUCCCGCAACCCCCCAUCUCAUGCAACCCACAGGACGAUGUGAUCGACCGCCUGGAAUGGGAGGUGAAAGCACGAUGCCUCGCCACUGACACUGCCACUGCCACCGCUACCACAGGCAGCACCACAGAUGGCAGUGGUAUUAUAGGCGACAGCAGCAGCAGCAGCGGUGGCAGCAGUGCGGGCAGCAGCGAGGGUGGGAAGUGGGAGGGGCCGUUGUGGGAUGCAGUGAGCAUUGCGGGGGGCCGGCACGGGCUCAAGGCACAGGAUGUGGUCAUCAUGACACUCGGAGCAGGCAAAUCUGACCGCUCUGUUUCCUCCAUCGCGCCGCGCGCGUCCGGAGUGCUCCAGGUCCGCGAAAGACUGGGGAGCGCGGGACCUCCUUCCCGCAACGCCGCGCGGCCACGGCCCGGGAAGAAGAACAAGAAAGGCAAGCGUAGCGCGGCCCGCAAGGCCAAAGGUCCCCAGAAGAAGGGAAACAGCAAGAAGGGCUCUGGCAGCGUGAGAAGCGGACGCGGCAAGCGCGAUGCCGGCACUCAUGGCGACCCUUUUAAGCGGGGCACGAAUCACAGCAUGCGCAGCAGCGCGAGCAUGCUAACCAGCCUCCAACGCAUCAUCAACGCGCCGCGAGCCGGUGGUUGCAACAUGGCGACUGGCGAAGGGUGUUCCGCCGGCGACCAUCACUACAUUGAUCCUCUUUCCAACGGGCUUCCGAACGGCGGGCCGCUUAUGGCGCAGAUUCAAGCUGCCACGGCGCCACGUAGGCGAGAGGUUGACGACAUUAUUCAAAACGCGUACGCUGCCAAGUCAACGGGCGAGCUGCGUUACCAGCUGACUCUGUCGCUUCGCUCCAUUCGCAUGGCCCGUCGCAGCAUGUACAUUGCGUCGCCACUGUGCCGUCGCACGCUCAAGUUCGCCAUUUCGCAGUCCAAGAAGGUGGACAAAUUUAUUCGCAAGGGCGACGUCGCACACGCGCGCAAGCAGACGGUGCCCCUCGCCAAGGCCGUCGUCGAGUGUCAGCGAGACGUCGGGAGCGUUAUCGCGAAGCGAAGCAGUAAGGGCGCGCCGAAAGCGCAUGGUUACGAAGUAGAGACCGCGACAACUCAGGGCACGAACCUGGGCGGUGGCAGCAACAAUGACGUUGGCGAUUUCGUGAAAUCGUUGUCUGCACUCGACCAGGUUGCCUUCACGACAGCUGCGACGGCUGCGACGAUUCUCGCCGACGGCGGCGACGAGUACAGCGACAGCUUUCAAGAAUUGGAGAACGCGGUUAUUCGUCUGAGCGCCGUUGGGCAGACGCUGAAGCGCGUGAGCGGCGCGCGGGGAAUGUCGCGCGGAAUUGUGGGGCCGGAGGCGAACCAGGGGCUGCAGGAGGUCAUGGCAAAGCCGCCGACGCGCGCGACGAGCAUCGUGGAUUUCGUCGUGGAUUACGGAGAGGAGCUGGUUACCACGCUCCCCAAGGACGUAACGACGCUGACGUUCAACGGCACGCUCGGUAAGCCGCAUCCGCCUCUGCCCGGUGUGACUGCUAGUGUCCGUAGCGCGCGCAUCCACUCCGCGCUGGCCUUCCCCUCGGGGGUGUUCUCCGCGCGUCUGCAGUGUCCGCAGGGGCAGGCGAGCGGGCUCGACACCACCUUCUAUCUGUCGACAGUGGAGGGCGGCCCGGCGACGGACGCGAUCGUGAUGAGCGUGUUCGGCAACGCGCGCACGCGCGUGCGGUGCAUGGUGAUCGUGGACGGCGUGCCGGGCAGCGCGCAGGAGGUGGAGGUGGGCGACGACUGCGCCGUGGGCUUCCAUAACAUCACCAUCAUGUGGAGCAAGCAGCUCGUCAUAUGGAUGUACGACAACCAGGUGUUGCGAGUGCUAUCGCGCGACAUGCUCUCGCCCUUCCCGCUCUCCACAACCAUGUUCCUCUACGCCUCGCUCUACGACACCUCGCCCUACCCCUACGCCUGGCAAGCCGGCUACCUCCGCUCCUCCGCGCUCUCCCUCUCCGCCACCUACGCCGCGCCCACCGCGCUCGCCCCCGCGCCGUCCCUCAACUUCAACCUGCCGAUCGACCCGUUACUAGGCGCUCCGUUAGAAACGCGCCCGAAGGGGCGGGUGAUGGGGCGAGGGGCGAUGUGGCCGGUGGCGAUCGACUACUGCUCGACGCACGUGGAGACGCAGCGCGGGUAUCAGUCGAUCCGGUUCGACGGCACGGGGUGCGGCGGGCGCUUCCACUCCACGCUGCGCUACUUCAGCGGAACGUUCUCCGCGCUCUACCAGUGCCCGCGGGGGAACGCGUCCGGUCUCGUGUCCGCCUUCUACCUAUCAUCCGAGGAGGGCAGUCGGUUUCAGGACGAGAUAGACUUCGAGUGGCUGGGCAAGAACCACCGCGCCGUGCAGACCAACUUCUACGUCAACGGGGGUGGCGGGCGCGAGGUGCUAGUACCGCUCGCCUUCGACUGCUCCGACGGCUACCACAACUACACGCUCUCCUGGACCAGGGAGAAGAUCCGGUGGUAUGUGGACGGGGCGCUUGUGAGGGAGGCGUUAUCCAGUCAGUCGGACGCGUAUCCUGUGAAGCCCAUGUAUGUGUAUGGGUCCAUGUGGAACGCCAGCUGGGUGGUCAAUGGCGGGUGGUCGGGUGCGUAUAGCGGCGUGGACGCGCCUUACUUCGCCAAGUAUAAGGAUAUAAAGAUCUUGACAGCUUGA
Messenger RNA from Closterium sp. Naga37s-1, 4935 nucleotides. Lineage: Eukaryota; Viridiplantae; Streptophyta; Zygnematophyceae; Desmidiales; Closteriaceae. The record is from the annotation of a GenBank genome assembly.